ACCACACAUACAUGCAAGUCUAGCAGAGAGGUCUGACUCCUGAUCAGUUCCAAAUCCCAGUGCAUUAUGGCCUCAAAUUCAGCAAUCUCACUAGAUUUCCUGAUCUUGUCAAUAAUCCUAGUACAAAUCGUUGGUACUGGUGCUGGUCGGAUAGCAAUCUACUGGGGUCAGAAUGGAAAUGAGGGAACUUUAGCCCAGACUUGUGCUACAGGUAAGUAUGCCUUUGUAAACAUAGCUUUCCUUCCAACCUUUGGCAAUGGUCAAAAACCAACCAUCAACCUUGCUGGCCAUUGUGAUCCAGACAGCAAUGGCUGCACCAGAUUCAGUUCUGACAUAAAAUCAUGUCAAGCAAAAGGAAUUAAGGUGAUGCUCUCUCUCGGAGGAGAGAUAGGGACCUACAACCUUAGUUCAACUGAGGAUGCUAGAAAAGUUGCAGGCUAUCUUUGGAAUAACUUCUUGGGUGGAUGCUCCAAGUCUCGUCCUCUUGGAGAUGCUGUUUUGGAUGGAAUUGACUUUGCUAUUUUGCAUGGAACAACCCUACACUGGAAUGAGCUUGCAAUUUUUCUCUCUAGAUAUAGCAAACCAGGAAAGAAAGUGUAUCUAACUGCAGCUCCCUUGUGUCCUUUUCCUGAUAUAUGGAUGAAAGGUGCCCUUCAAACUGGUCUGUUUGACUAUGUCUGGGUUCAGUUCUAUAACAGUAAAAAAUGUGAGUAUUCCCCAGAUCAUAUUGGCAAACUACUGCAUGCAUGGAAGAAUUGGACUUCUAUUCCAGAAACUGAGAUAUUCUUAGGUCUUCCAGCAGCGCCUGAGGCAGCAGCAAGUGGUUUUAUUCCGGCUGCUGUUCUAACCUCUGAAGUGCUUCCAGCCAUUAAAACUUCUGCCAAAUAUGGAGGUGUGAUGCUUUGGUCCACAUACUAUGAUGACCAGACGGGAUACAGUUCUUCCAUCAGGAGUCAUGUUUAGAAAUCUGAACUACCCUUUAAUUGAUCAUGCAUUAAUAAUUUCAUGAUUUCUACAUCGAUCUUUCAUAUCUAUUCUCCCAAAUGCUGAAUAUGCAUCUAUUUAGACCAUCUAUCCUUCU
Juglans regia (Persian walnut) is the source of this 1081-nucleotide messenger RNA. Its product is annotated as hevamine-A-like. The transcript has a single exon. Bases 67 to 963 code for a protein of 298 amino acids. Gene Ontology annotation, molecular function: chitinase activity. Gene Ontology annotation, biological process: carbohydrate metabolic process. NCBI's taxonomy places the organism in Eukaryota, Viridiplantae, Streptophyta, Magnoliopsida, Fagales, Juglandaceae. The record is from RefSeq and is a predicted model, not a curated record. Gene Ontology annotation, cellular component: extracellular region.